Messenger RNA from Fraxinus pennsylvanica, 1593 nucleotides. The record is from the annotation of a GenBank genome assembly. Lineage: Eukaryota; Viridiplantae; Streptophyta; Magnoliopsida; Lamiales; Oleaceae.
AUGGCUGAUAUUGAAGGUUCCAUUGGAAGUUCUUUGCAUGGAUUAACUGGCAAAGAACAAACCUUUGCCUUCUCUGUAACUACCCCCACCAUCCCUACUGAUACUACAGCAAAAUUUGAUUUGCCAGUUGAUUCUGAACACAAGGCAAAAUCUAUCAAAAUUUUUUCUUUUGCACAACCUCAUAUGAGAUCCUUUCACCUGGCCUGGAUUUCAUUUUUCACAUGCUUUAUAUCAACUUUUGCUGCUGCUCCUCUAGUUCCCGUUAUUCGGGAUAACCUAGGCUUGACCAGAACAGACAUUGGAAAUGCUGGGGUUGCUUCUGUUUCAGGAAGCAUAUUCUCUAGGCUUGUAAUGGGCGUAAUUUGUGACUUGGUUGGACCAAGAUACGGUUGUGCUUUUCUUAACUUAUUAACAGCACCCGUUGUUUUCUCAGUACGUAAGUAUAGUAGUCGAGUUCCAUAUGUUGCUGUCCGGUUCAUGAUUGGAUUCUCCCUUGCAACAUUUGUAUCGUGCCAGUACUGGACUAGCAUCAUGUUUAACAGUUCGAUAAUUGGGCUUGUCAAUGGAGUUGCUGCUGGUUGGGGUGACAUGGGCGGUGGUGUCUGUCAAUUGCUAAUGCCUUUUCUUUUCCAUAUAAUAAAGGUUUCAGGAGCCACCCCAUUCACUGCCUGGAGGAUUGCAUUUUUCAUCCCGGGAUGGCUGCACAUAAUUGUCGGUGUUAUGGUUUUAACUCUUGGUCAAGACUUGCCUGAUGGAAACCUUGGCACCCUGCAGAAGAAAGGUGCUGUACACAAGGACAAGUUUUCUAAGGUUCUCAAAUAUGCUGUCUCAAACUAUAGGACAUGGGUUUUUUUCCUCCUCUAUGGCUUUUCAAUGGGAGUAGAGCUAUGCAUAAACAACGUUAUAGCAGAAUACUUUUAUGACAGGUUCAAUCUCAAACUACACACGGCCGGAAUCAUAGCCGCGAGCUUCGGUAUGGCAAACUUUUUCUCACGGCCUUUCGGAGGAUACGCAUCUGACUUAGCAGCCCGGAAAUUCGGAAUGAGAGGUAGGCUAUGGAUCUUUUGGAUUGUCCAAACUCUUGGAGGAGUUUUCUGCAUUUGGCUUGGACGCGCCAAUUCACUUCCCAUAGCAAUUUUUGCCAUGAUAUUAUUCUCCUUUGGAGCUCAAGCUGCAUGCGGAGCAGCAUAUGGCAUCAUUCCAUUUGUUUCUCGUCGGUCUCUAGGCAUAAUCUCCGGGCUAACCGGGGCCGGAGGAAACUUUGGAGGAGGAUUAACCCAAUUAGUUUUCUUCUCCAACACAAGAUUUUCCACAGCAUCUGGUCUGACUUGGAUGGGAGUGAUGGCAGUAGUAUGCACUAUUCCAGUGGCAUUUAUCCACUUUCCGCAGUGGGGAAGCAUGUUUACUCCCCCUUCUAAAAGUGAAAAAUAUACUGAAGAGUACUACUAUGCAUCAGAAUGGAACGAGGAUGAGAAAGAAAAGGGUUUGAACAGUGCAAGUCUCAAAUUUGCUGAAAACAGCCGAUCUGAACGUGGGAAAAGACAGGAGAUCGCCUCAGCAACUCCGCCACAUUCAACACCAAACCAUGUUUGA